Scaptodrosophila lebanonensis is the source of this 1322-nucleotide messenger RNA. RefSeq names its product SH3 domain-containing protein C23A1.17. The record is from RefSeq and is a predicted model, not a curated record. Bases 24 to 1322 code for a protein of 432 amino acids. The transcript has a single exon. Lineage: Eukaryota; Metazoa; Arthropoda; Insecta; Diptera; Drosophilidae.
UUCAGUCGUUGGCCGUGCUAGCCAUGGCUCUAUUACUCUUCGAAGGCUCUAGGACGCAGGCAGAGGCCACUACCAUAAUCAGUAUCAAGUAUCCCCAGAGCGUUGGCAACAAUGAGAGAACACAGCCGGCGAAAAGAGAUCUCAGCUUGAGUUAUGCCGCCACAAAUAUAGACUCAAAGGAGGGCACGCGCGUCAAGACCAUCACGGUUAUUAAGAGUGUGGGCGGAAACAUAGGCGAGGCCUCGACAACUGACAAUAAACAGCAAAAGUUUGCCAUUAAUCCCGAGUUGUAUAAGAACGAGGAGUGGGCGAGCGCUUUUCGCGAUAAUUUUGAUUCGUAUGGUGUGUUGCCUGAUGUUCCAGACAUAGACGAUCUCUUUGAGUUCGUAAACCGCAAAAAGUCGAGCAGCAGCAGCAGUGCCAAGGCUGGAACGCCAGUGGCGCACAGUGCGGAGAAGGGGGACAAGCAACCCGAGCUGGAGAGCACGACGACGGCAAAAUCGGUGAUGAUGUUGACGGAGACGGCAACUGUUCCUGCACCUGCUGCCAGUGAACAGCACGAAGCCAAUGAUGAACCCGUGGAGAAGAUCAAAGGCGAUGCAGAGCUCUUGCCACACAUAAAGCAGGCUAAUAUUUUGCGCUUACAGGCGCUCGCGGUGAAUGGUAGCAAGAGCGGCAGUAUAAAUGUAACAUCCGGCAAACGCCUGCGUACACGUGAAUCCCUCAUUAACGUCAACUACUCGACGCCUAUGCAUGCAGUUAUGCAAUAUUUUGACAAUUAUGUGCAGGCCCUACCAAAUGGCUAUGACUACUCCAAGCCUUGUGCAUUGCCGCCGCCCAACAGCAUUUCGGUAACAACGCCCUCAGGUCGCACUUACGACAUACCCCAAAGCAAUAGCAGUGGUACGGGUGGUGGCAAUCAUCCCUAUUUGGCACCAUCACUGACCAAGAAGACUGUGGUGCAAGGAACGCAGCAAUCACCGCCACCAUCGCAGCCAAAUUACUCAUCAGUGAACUCGUUAGUGCCACCAAUCCAGCAGCCAGGACAAGGCAUUCCACAGCCUUCGAAUGUGCCGCCAGCACCACUACCGCCUAGUCAGCAGCAACCAGCGCAGUCCUUGGGACCUGUUAAUGGCAUUUCGACCAGUCAGAGGCCUUAUGUGGCACCUAGUUUGCGGAACAACGGCUUGGGCAUAAAUCGCGGUCCGCCAACGCCACCACCGCUGCCCGCUUCACAGCCACCAGCUUAUCGCCCAAAUGUCUUUAUUGGCGGCGGCCAAAAUCGUCCGAACACAUUUCGAUCGCGCGGCUUAAAGUAUUAA